Hemisphaericaspora subhashii is the source of this 1803-nucleotide messenger RNA. RefSeq lists its product as uncharacterized. The transcript has a single exon. The coding region runs from base 1 to 1803 and encodes 600 amino acids. NCBI's taxonomy places the organism in Eukaryota, Fungi, Ascomycota, Pichiomycetes, Serinales, Debaryomycetaceae. The record is from RefSeq and is a predicted model, not a curated record.
AUGUCAAAAUCAAAAGGUGACAUCCCAGUUUCAGUAAGCUGGAGAUCUGUUGCUCUCAAUAAAAGGAAUGCUACAUUUAUCGGGGAUCCUUGUUUUAGAACAUACAUCACGGAGUUUUCCCCAAUUUAUGUCCCGGGACCUAAUAAUUGCUGGAUUCCUCUUGCUGCAGGGGUAUUCCCUGGCAAAGCUAUCAUCCCUAAGUAUAUAAGAGCACCUCAGAAUACAUUAGUAGUUUCGGCUCACUUUUUCCAAUCACAUUAUUCAUUACGUCCAUAUGCCAAAUCUGGCGGUGGCUAUAUAAUUCAGAUUUUGCACAAGAAUAAAACUUUGGGCUUUUUAACCGUUGGAAGAGUUUCGCACUUCACCCUUGAACCCCCCCUGGGGAGUUGGGCAGACUGGAAGCUUGUGGGAUCCGAGGCUAUCCCUCCGUACUUUGUGAUCGGCGCUGUCAACUCUGGUGUCAAUGAUCAGGCAGGUAAGUUACCACCAGCAAUCAUUGAUAAGCAUAUAGGGUUUGAAAAUUACAGCCCAAUGUCUGAUUUCCAGGUGGUAGCUGAGAUCUUAGACAAUUUUCAUGGUUUGUAUCGCCGUUUAGCAGUCGAGGAGAAGAAUGGGUGUCACUUUAUCACCAUUUCGCUGCGUUAUCGUUAUGUUAUGAAAGAAAAUAUCCUGCUAGAUAAUCCAACAAAUGAAAUUACUGAUAAAAUCCAGUUAACAUAUAAUACCAUUCGUGGGCCAGGCGACAUGCAAAACCUCCAUGCUUUCGAGACUCCUACAAUUGUCAAUGGUAAGAAAAGGUACAUGUCUCAAAAACAGUACGCAAGAUUGAACCCGAUGCUAAAUGAAUUCUUUCUCACAGAAGAUAGCCACAUUGCGUUUUUGGUUAGACUUCUUGGCAUUUUGGAUGCCUCAUUGACUGCCCAAGAAUUGAAUAUGAAAAUUAAAUAUGAGGGCUCUCUGGAUGGUGUAACCGUUUUAGGACUUAACUCUAAGAGGGGCAUGGAAAGUUAUGAAAUUGAGAAUAUUAAUACGAUUAAGCUACUUCGUAUGAAAGGUGCCCAAUCCGUGCUUGCUUUGGCUGGUGCGCAAGGUCUAUUAUAUUUAGCUGGCCAAGACGGUAAAAAGGUGUUCACGUCAGGAAUAAACUGGGGCUGGUCAUCUGAUGUGCAAUUUACAUUGAUAUCCGAUAGCUCUGAUGAUUUCGACAUUAAUUACGCUGCCUGUUUAAACUACCUUGAGCCCCAGACCGUAGCUGAAACAAUUGUCGAAUACGUUCAAAGCCUUCAAUUGGCCACUCAAUAUCAAAUCGCAGAAAGUUAUUAUAUGUUGCUUCUUGCGUACCCGGAGGCACCUUUGAGUUUACCUCGACCGUAUCAUAUACAUGAUUGGAUUGGAUAUAUUCACUAUGUAUCUCCUGCAUUACAACCGUAUCAUUACUAUUGCGACAUGUUUAAAUUUACUAUUGUGAAGGUUUGGUUGGCAUCUUAUGUACCUCAUCUUCUUAGGAUGGGGUUUACAUUUAAUUCAAGCCGAUCAAUAUAUUAUCAUGCAUUUUCGCACUCAGUCUAUCCUCCAGAGUUUGUUCAUAUCCCUGACUUCUUAAAGGACAAUCUGCAUGGAACUGGACCCGUGAUCGGUAAGAUCAUUUCAGACGUUAAAGAAGAUAUAUUUAAAUCUUAUGAGUCAUGGCUCGAGGAGAAAAUUGAUGAACCGUCCAAGCUGCCUUAUUAUAUGACCCCCCCCGUUAUAUCUCAUGUAUGUUCAAAAAAUAAAUUUGAUUUCGUGGAUAAAUCAAUUACUUAA